CCGUGACCGCGACCGGCCGCGGGGCGGGUGACUCCUCUGCUGUCGUCCGAAGGAGCCCCAGAGCAGCCCCCGGAGCCGACCCGGAAAGAUCAGGAAAUUCUCCUGGGAGGAACGCUACGCGCUCUCGGUGACCCGUCCCUCCUUCGUUACGUGGUCACGCAGAGCGGAAGGCAGGGACCCUAGGCCGCAGCUCCGCCCUGACCGGAAUCUUCAGAACUCCAUCUCAGCUAUUUGGUGACUGAUGCUGCCCAAACCUGGGGUCUAUUAUUUCCCCUGGGAGGUCGGGGCUGGCCAAGUACCUGAUGGGGGCACGCUGAGAACAUUCGGCAGGUUGUGCCUCUACGACAUGAUCCAGUCCCGAGUGACUCUGAUGGCUCAGCAUGGAUCUGACCAGCACCAGAUCCUCAUCUGUACCAAGUUGGUGGAGCCGUUCCAAGCCCAGGUGGGCUCCCUGUACACUGUCCUUGGGGAGCUCGAGCACCAGAAGGAUGGAGGUUCCCUGGUGAAGGCCCGGGUGCUGACCUGUGUGGAAGGGAUGAAUCUGCCCUUGCUGGAACAAGCCAUCCAGGGGCAGAGGGUGUACCAGCAGGAGAGGCACAGCAGCCAGUAGGAAACGGCAACUCCCGGCAACGCCCCUCUGCUGAAUCUGCGCCCGGGGCCAAGCCCCCCCAUAGACGCCAGAGCUGCUACUGAGAGGACUCAGGAGCUUCCCCCCAGUGACAGCCUUUAUCUGGAGCCAGAGAGAAGGGGGGAGGAGUUGUUAAUUUGCGAUUGUUCCAGAAAUAAGAGCCCAGAGAGCAGGCGCCAAAGCCUGACAUUCCCAGGCGAGGACGCCCCAGGAGGCUGAGCUGUGGGGUCCUGGGAACUGUGCCUCGUGUGGGGGCCAUGGAGGGUUCCAGAAGGUCCCGGUGAAUAAAGGCCCCAGCGGGUGA
This is a messenger RNA of Manis pentadactyla (Chinese pangolin), 932 nucleotides long. RefSeq names its product TEN1 subunit of CST complex (gene TEN1). Gene Ontology annotation, molecular function: telomeric repeat DNA binding; single-stranded DNA binding; telomerase inhibitor activity. Gene Ontology annotation, cellular component: CST complex. The record is from RefSeq and is a predicted model, not a curated record. The coding region runs from base 242 to 610 and encodes 122 amino acids. NCBI's taxonomy places the organism in Eukaryota, Metazoa, Chordata, Mammalia, Pholidota, Manidae. Gene Ontology annotation, biological process: negative regulation of telomere maintenance via telomerase. The transcript is spliced from 4 exons.